AUGUGGUGGCCCACGCUGCUGGCCCUGCUGGUCCCCAAGGUGGUGGCCCAGCUGCACCCCGAGCGGGAGCUGGACGCCCAGUGGGACCUGUGGAAGAAAACCUAUCGCAAGCAGUACAACGGUGAGGCGGACGAGGUGACGCGGAGGCUGAUCUGGGAGAAGAACCUCAAGUACAUCAACACCCACAACCUGGAGCACGCGCUGGGCGUCCACACCUUCGAGCUGGCCAUGAACCACCUGGGGGACAUGACCAGUGAGGAGGUGGUGAGGACGAUGACGGGCUUGAAGGUGCCCCGUGGCCGCCCACGUCGCAACGAGACACUCUACAUCCCCGACUGGACCGAGAGAGCCCCGGCUACCAUGGACUGGAGGAGGAAAGGCUACGUGACGCCCGUCAAGAACCAGGGCCAGUGCGGCUCCUGCUGGGCUUUCAGCUCGGUGGGCGCGCUGGAGGGGCAGCUGAAGCGGAAGACGGGGAAGCUGCUCUCCCUCAGCCCCCAAAACCUGGUGGAUUGCGUGGCCAACAACAACGGCUGUGGCGGCGGCUACAUGACCAACGCCUUCGAGUACGUCCGGCAGAACCGCGGCAUCGACUCGGAGGAUGCCUACCCCUACAUCGGGCAGGACGAGAGCUGCAUGUACAGCCCCACCGGGAAGGCGGCCAAGUGCCGCGGCUACCGGGAAAUCCCCGAAGGGAACGAGAAGGCUUUGAAGAGGGCCGUGGCCAGGAUCGGCCCCGUCUCCGUGGGCAUCGACGCCAGCCUGCCCUCCUUCCAGUUCUACAGCCGAGGCGUGUACUACGACGAGAGCUGCAACGCCGAAAACAUCAACCACGCGGUGCUGGCGGUGGGCUACGGCACGCAGAAGGGCACCAAGCACUGGAUCAUCAAGAACAGCUGGGGCGAGGAGUGGGGCAACAAGGGCUACGUCCUCCUGGCGCGCAACAUGAACAACGCCUGCGGCGUCGCCAACCUCGCCAGCUUCCCCAAGAUGUGA
Leptosomus discolor (cuckoo roller) is the source of this 996-nucleotide messenger RNA. NCBI's taxonomy places the organism in Eukaryota, Metazoa, Chordata, Aves, Leptosomiformes, Leptosomidae. The record is from RefSeq and is a predicted model, not a curated record.